Paramecium sonneborni is the source of this 3566-nucleotide messenger RNA. The record is from the annotation of a GenBank genome assembly. NCBI's taxonomy places the organism in Eukaryota, Ciliophora, Oligohymenophorea, Peniculida, Parameciidae.
AUGAAAAAAGAGAAAAGAAAAUCUUCUUAAGCUUCUCUUUAUCGUUCUUCAAUCACAAUUACUGAUAUUCCAGAUAAUCUAAUAGAAAAAAAUGAUAUUUUGGCAGAGGAAAUAUAAAGGACUGUGAAAACUCUUACAUUUAAAUAAAGGAUUGUUAAAGCGGAAAGACAUAUUUACGAUGCUUAUUAUUUAAGAACCAUACGUAAUGAUAUUGAUGAAACUGAUAAGAAAUUUCUAAAAAUAUUAUGGAUAGUUGAAAAUUAAUACUUUUGGAUUUAAUUCCAAUUUGUAUUAACUUUAUUGUAUUAAUUGAUGACCUUCUUUGAAUCAACAGCAACAGAUGGAUUAGAAGGAUUCAUUUUAUCAUUUUUUGGUUUAGACACUAUAAUAACAUUAAUUUUGUUGAAAUACAAGAAGAGAGGAAGCUAAGGAUUCAAAUUUAAUUUAAAGAGAUAACUUAAAAUCUUUUUUUUUUCAAUGUGUUUACUUGAUUUUUUUAUACAUCUUGGUGAUCCUAGUAUAAUAAGAUUUAGUUAAAUUUUGAGAGCUUUUUUGAUGCCUUUAUAUUCAAAAGAUUUAAGAAGGACUUUAAAAGGGAUAAUGAAAGCAAGUCGAGAUUUACUUUUAUUAAUAGUAUUGUAUUUAUUCGUAAUUUCAAUAUUCUCUUUUAUAGGGGUAAAUUUAAUAGGAGAAUUAGAGCAUGUUGAUAAAACAACUUAAGAUUAUGGUAAUUUUUUAAAGUUUUUUUCUAUGUUAUUAAUGACAGCAACUCUCGAUUUUUAUCCUGAUAUUUUAAUACCACCUAUGAUGGAAGGAACAUAUUAUGCUUUAUUCUUUAUAAUUUAUUUAUUGUUAUUUAUAUUUCUAUUUGCACCUAUUCCAUUAGCAGUAGUUUAUGAAGGAUUUAGAAAUCAUAGAAUGGAAAUUGCAAUUAGUGAUAUUAUAAAAUAGAAAUCAGCUAUGAUGGCAAGUUUUAUUUCUUUAGAUUUUGAAGAUUAAGGAUUUUUAGCUGAAACAUAGUUUAAAGAUUUUAUUAGAGGAUUUUAUAGAAAUUAACUUUCAGAACAUAAACUUUAAUAAUUAUUUGGAGAAAUUGAUAAAGAUUUCAAGUAAAACAACAAUAAUAAUUAGUGAUAAAGUUUAAUUUGAUGAAUUUUACUAAUUAUUAAAAGUGCUAUAGGAUGGUACCAGAUUUAAUCUACCUGAAGCCAAACCUUUAGAAUGUUGGGAAAAAAUAAGAGCAUAUUUAAAUCAAAAAGGUCUAUUGAAAUUUAUAGAAGGAAGUCUUUUUGGAACAGUUAUGUUGGUUGUGACAGUUACAAAUUGUAUACUAAUUAUUACUGCUUUUUUUAUUGAAGAUAUUAAUAUCUUAGAAAUAUUUAAUUAAUUAGACACAAUAUUUUUGGUAUUAUAUUCUUUAGAAUGUAUGGUAAAGAUUGUUGCAAUUGGAAUUAGAGAUUAUUUUAAAGAAGGAUGGAAUGUUUUUGAUAUUUCAUUAGUUAUUCUUUAAUUGAUCUUUGAUUAUGUUUUAUUUAAUGUCGUUAGUGGAAACAUAGUACAAUCUAUUAAGGCAAAUAGAAUAUUGAGGUUAGCUAAAAUAUAGAAAGUUUUCCGUUUAUUUAGAGCAUUUAGAUCAGUUAAAAUUAUAAGUUUUCUGCUUAAAGGAGUAGAAUUUUUAGAUGUUGUGAGAAGAUUAUUAUAUAAAAUAUUAUUCUGUAUUCCUAUAAUAAUUAGAUUGAUGAUGCCUGUUUAGAUGGUUUUCUUUAUUUAUGCUACUAUUGGCAUUUAUAUAUAUGGCAAUGUAGAAACAAUUCCUGAUAAUCCAUAUGCCAAUUCUAAAUGUGAUCCAAAUGAAUUACAAUAUUCUUGGGGAGAUUGUAAAUAUGCUGAUUUUAAAUCAUUUAGUGGAGCUUAUUUGAUGAUGCUUUAAUUUUUCAUUGCUGCUGAAUGGAAUUAAGUUGUAUUUGAAUUAACUUAUGAUACUGGGAAUAUGUUUUCAGCCAUGAUUUUUAUUGGAUCUUUUGAAUUUUUAUCUAUAUUUUUAUUAGCAUUAAUUAGUGGACUUGUUUGGGAAGUAUUUACUAUUGUAUCGUUGUCUAUUAGAUAGGAGGAUGAAUAAUAAGAUGAUUAAGUAGAAAUUUCAAAUGAUGUUUAAUUAGAUACGAAAAUAACUGGAAUUUCUGGGGUUACUUAAUUAAAAAAGAAAACAAGAAUUUUGAACGAUGAUAAUCCAGAUGUAAUUUAAUUUUAAUCAAAUGAAAAUCGAGAUUUAAAAGAAGGCAAUCCAGCUUUUAGAACUAUAUCAGAACAAAUGUAAUAAGAUACUUUUAAUGAAAAUAAUAUAUAAACAAGAGAGAAUUCAUAAGUAAGAAUUGUAUCAAUUGCUCAUUCCAAAACAAUAAUAAGAAUUAAAGCUCCAGAAUAUAAACCAUUUGAUGUUGGUUCUUUAUAUAAAUAGCAUUUUAAAGAUUAUCAAAUCUUCUUAGAAUAAAAAUAAAAUAAGGAGGGUUUUGAUGUAUAGCAUGUAACAACUGAAUAUAUGAAUCAUUUAAGAAAUGAAAUAAAGAAGGAUGAAUUGUUCCAUAAAAAAUAUAUUAACAUUUCAAAUCAUCAAUUAUUGAUAUAAAAUGCAGUUCUUAGAGAUGCUUCUGAGGUAUACAUAAAAAAGUAAGAGGAUGAGUUUUUUAAAACAUCUUAUAGAGAGAAAUUUGAAAGAAUCUAAGAAUUAAAGUUUUAAAGUAAAUUUAAAAUAGAAAGUAAAAUAUUAUUUUCUUUAAUGGGAAUUCUAAAAUUUCCAAAACCAAAUAUCAAAUAUUACUUUUAAAUACUCUAUCUGAUUGAAAACUAUUUUACAUAUUAAUUGUUACCAGAAAGUUCUUUCUUUAAAUUGCUUCAUCAAAUUAAUAAUAGAUGGUAUUUAAUUAGUAUAGAGGAUACAGAAAUAUGUUUCAAUAGAUUACAUUAAGGUCCUUGGGAUUAUUCUGAUACUUUAUUUACAACUAGUAAUCUUUAGAUUUGUGAUAAUUUAAGAAGUUUCAUUGAUCAAGAUACGUAUGAAAGUAAAACAACAGUUGAAGAAUUUAAAUUAAGUUUAAGUAAAUUGGCUAAAAAUUUUGAAAUGGAUAUCUCAUCAGUAGAUGUAAAUAGUAGUUGUAUUCUCUAUUAAAUUACAAAUGAUGAAUUUGGAUAUGACAUUAAUUCUAUAAAAUUAAAAAGAAGUAAAUGAUAUAAAUUUAUAGAUAGCACAAGAAGAAAUAUCUCCAGAUUAAAAAUUUGUUGUUUUAGAAUCAUAAAGAAACAUAGGUACAAAACCUUUUGUAACACAUCGUUAAGAUUCCUAAUUAUCUGAUGAACAUAAACAUAUUAGUAAAACAAUAAUGUUUGUAUUAUCUAAAACUUAAGCACAAGAACAAAGAAUAAUCUAUCAAAAUUAAGUUAUGUUAGCAUAAUUUAUAUUAGAUCUAGCAGGAGUAAUUCAUAAUUAUUCUCAUAAUUUUUUUUAAUAGAUAGAAGACUUAUAUAUUCUAAAACUUAAAUAAAAAGGUAAAGGUAUAAAGAGAUUAUGA